Syngnathus typhle (broad-nosed pipefish) is the source of this 821-nucleotide messenger RNA. It is a transcript of the gene pvalb9, whose product is annotated as parvalbumin 9. The record is from RefSeq and is a predicted model, not a curated record. The coding region runs from base 350 to 679 and encodes 109 amino acids. Gene Ontology annotation, cellular component: nucleus; cytoplasm. Gene Ontology annotation, molecular function: calcium ion binding. NCBI's taxonomy places the organism in Eukaryota, Metazoa, Chordata, Actinopteri, Syngnathiformes, Syngnathidae. The transcript has 5 exons.
UACAGUAGAUUAAAGCACUUUGCUUAAAUGUGAUAUGUGUAUAAUCUCCAAUAUGCACAUGCGGAGCGAGCGAGGGAGGGAGGCUGGAAGAGAGAGCGAGAGCAUAGAAAGAGAGCGCUCGGAAAAUUUGAUUGGAUGAAAAAAAAUCAGUAUGCGUUUUAGCUGAAAGGAAGAGUGAGCAGAGCUAUAAAAAGUUUAUCGGGCAGGUAGAGCAACACGAGCUGCGAGGAACAUCUGAUCCCAGGGUGGAAAUUCAAGCAGAGUCUAUAAAGGUGAGGCUGCCACCACAAAGACUGUUAUCUUCUGUUGUUUUGGACCUGAGAGGACACCAAGUCCACAGAGAAUCAGCAUGUCCCUCACUUCCAUCCUGUCGGCUGAAGACAUUGAAAACGCUGUGAAAGACUGUCAAGCCCCAGACUCAUUCUCCCACAAGAAGUUCUUUGGACUAUGUGGCCUCUCCUCCAAGACGCCUCAGGAGAUCCAGAAUGUCUUCCAAAUCCUCGAUGAGGACAACAGCGGCUUCCUGGAGGAAUCGGAGCUGAAGUUUUUCCUGCAGCGGUUUGUCCCGGGAGCAAGAACGCUGACUGAGGCUGAAACCAAAAGCUUCAUCUUGGCGGCGGAUGACGACAGCGACGGAAGGAUCGGAGCAGAGGAAUUCCAGAUGAUGGUUCUGUCCUGAGUCUUGCAUGUGGAUCAGUUUGCUUCCAUUUCCAUUGAUUUUUUUUUUCUUCCAUUGGCUUGUAUUUCAGUGAAUAUUAUAUGCUUAAUUUCCUUCCUAGCACUCAUUAAUCGAGAAUAACUAUUAAAGUUUUUCCUUCAAA